AUUUAAGAUGGCGGCCGUACAUCUGAGGAUCGGGGAUUUGGUUUGGGGUAAGCUGGGACGUUAUCCGCCUUGGCCAGGAAAGAUUGUUAGUCCCCCAAAGGAUUUGAAGAAACCGAGGGGCAAAAAAUGUUUUUUUGUGAAAUUCUUUGGAACUGAAGAUCACGCUUGGAUAAAGGUUGAACAGCUAAAGCCUUACCACCCCCACAAAGAAGAAAUGAUCAAGAUAAACAAAGGCAAACGCUUCCAGCAAGCUGUCGAUGCGGUUGAGGAGUUUCUAAAGAAAGCCAAGGGAAAGGAGCAGGCGUCACACAGUAACUCUGACGACAAAAGUAAAUCAGGCACAGAAACCAAAGGGCGGAAAAGUCCAGCCAAACCGAUGAAGAUUAUAGAAGAAGAUGACGAAGAUGCCUUCAAGGGUGGUUCCUCUGACAAAGAAUUAACUGACUCUGACCCAGAACCCUCCUCUGUGCAACGUCUGGUCGCUGGAACACUUUCAGGAUUCAAAUGGGAUAGCAGUCCAGUAAAGGACGACCCACAUUUUCACCACUUUCUACUCAGCCAGUCUGAGAAGCCAGCUUCUUCAAUGGAGCCCAUCAGUAAACGUUUGAAGAUUAUAGAGGAGGACACGAGGUCGACGUCAAUUCAGGCCGCGGACAGCACAGCCAUCAACGGCAAUAUUACACCCACAGAUAAAAGAAUAGGUUUUCUCGGUCUGGGAUUAAUGGGGAGUGGAGUGGUUUCCAACCUGUUGAAAAUGGGUCACGUGGUCACUGUAUGGAAUCGCACAGCCGAAAAGUGCGACUUGUUCAUCCAAGAAGGCGCCCGGUUAGGACGAACUCCGGCGGAGGUGGUAUCCAUGUGUGACAUCACGUUCUCGUGUGUGUCUGACCCCAAAGCUGCCAGAGAUUUGGUCCUGGGGCCCAGCGGCGUUCUGCAGGGAAUCAGACCGGGUAAAUGUUACGUAGAGAUGUCCACCGUCGACCCGGAGACCAUCACGGAACUCUCACAGGUUAUCACAUCCAGAGGAGGGCGUUUCUUGGAAGCGCCUGUAUCAGGCAGUCAGCAGCUCUCUAAUGACGGCAUGCUGGUUAUUGUGGCAGCUGGAGAUCGCACUGUUUAUGAAGACUGUACCAGCUGUUUCCAAGCUAUGGGAAAGACCUCUUUCUUCUUAGGUGAAGCAGGCAACGCGGCGCGGAUGAUGCUCAUACUCAACAUGGUUCAGGGCAGUUUCAUGGCCACCAUUGCUGAGGGUUUAACCUUAGCACAGGCCACUGGGCAGUCUCAGCAGACCUUUCUGGACAUCCUGUGCCAAGGCCAGAUGGCCAGCACAUUUGUGGACCAGAAAUGCCAAAAUAUUUUGCAAGGCAACUUCAAACCAGAUUAUUACCUGAAACAUAUUCAGAAAGACCUUAGACUAGCCAUUUCAAUGGGCGACUCGGUCAAUCACCCGACUCCCAUGGCAGCGGCUGCAAAUGAGGUUUACAAGAGGGCAAAAGCAUUGGACCAGUCAGACAACGACAUGUCAGCCGUGUACAGAGCUUACAUUCACUGAACCUGGACACGUGCUCUGAACUCUGGACCACAAAACCUUUUUCUCCUCUCUCUCUCUUUCUUUUUUUCUUUUGUGCUUUUCUGUUUGUUUUUAUUUGUUUUUUGUUUUGUUUUGUUUUUUUCAUGAUUGAGUUUUGUUGAGCACCAGUGUUGUCUCUUCCUGCGGGGGGAGAGACCAGUUUGACAGCCUGCUCCAAGCCUUGCACUGAAUCUUGUAUUAAUCCACGUUCGCUCUGUGUGAAGUGGCUCGCCCCCUCGCACUCUCAAACUUCAUUCUGUCGUAAAGAGACGAGAUGCAGUUCACUGCCCAUAAGGCAGUCUGAUUAACAGAAAGUAUCAGGGUUUAUUUAUCACACAUAUCUUUACGUAUUAGAGUAUUUAAUUCCAAAUGUGUGAUUUUUUUUUUUUUUUAUUUAAUUUUAUUUUCCAUUGUCCAGAAUUCAAUACAAAUUCAGCUGUUACUAUCAUAAAAAAACAGACCAGAGGAGCACCAAGAAAAUGACACUGCAUUGCCUUAAUGUAAAAUCCCCAUAAAGAUGUUAAAUAUAUUUAUUUAUGGUUUAUGAGAACUCACCCUCUCUGACUGGGUGACAUUUUUGGCCGUGUUGUUUUUGUUUUAGUUUUUUGUGCAGGUGGUAAGAUGACAGUGUUUGUGGUUGAAUUAGGGAGAGACUCCAAUGCCUUAUCAAGAUUACAGUCCCAUGGUUCCACACUAACACACAACAUGCAAUGUCCUAUCCAAGGAACUAUGAUGUUACACCCCAUACUAAACAGUUUGUCCUGAUGUUAUACUGAAAAUAAAACCAUGGAGAUUUAAAUUAUCUCUUCCCUUUCAACUAACUGGCAGUGGCUGCCUUUUUUUUUUUUAAAUGAGUAAAGAGUAUUUAGAGAUUCUGAUCUUUGGUUUUCCAAUGGCUUGUUGGGUUUUGAUCUCCUUACAGCAGUGGAAACAUUAAGUGUUCAGAGCCAUGCAAGUCUGCUGAGGUAAAAAUCUGAUUCCAUUGGGUUGUAGGUUGUCUUUUAGAAGGCCAUGGAUGCAUUGGAGAUUCCGUUUAUUUGAGCCAGCUAAAUUACUGUUAAGUACCUUUUUAAAAUUUUCACCUCAUGGAAGUAGAAUAAGGAAAUGCUUUAAUUGUUACUUUUAAACUAUAUUUAAUUCUUGCAUUUUGAGUUUAUUUUUAGAAAAUACCGUGCAGGCCACACCUUCAAAAAACAUCAAGCGAUUUUGUUGUACAAGGCUAAGCAAGUAAGCAAGUCUAGGGUCAUUCCUUUCCUCAAAAUCAGUCUCUUUGGUCUUUUUGUGUGAGUGUGUGUGUGUGUGUGCUUUUUUUUUCUUCUUCUUUUUUUCUUUCUAUUUUUUUUUCUUUUUUUUUUAAGGACAAAGUGCGUCGUUAUAGAUGUGGAAACUGAUGUUUGAGAAUCAUGAGUUUUGAAAGAAUAUGAACACGUUUGAUGUACAUAGCACCACCAGCUCUCUGGGGUUAUUACACAAAUACAAGAGGGUUAACAUGCUUUUGAUUUGACUCUACUGAAUUUAUUAAUCAUCUGGUGUCUUAAUAUUGUAGACUGUUCUUUUGUGUUAGAUGAUUAAAUUUAUUCUCUGUAAAUGGUUUAUUGAUAUGUGGCUUAUACAAACUUGCUAACGACAUACAUGUAUAAACUAGACGACAGCUUGAUUCCAAUUUGUGUAAGAAAGGUGAUGCUGUUCUAAUUGGAAAUAUUUAUAAUUUGAUGUGAAUGUGCAAAAUGUCAAAGGGUUUUUUUCCCCCCAACUGAAUCCUCCUCUGAUUAAACGAACAGAAUGUGAA
This is a messenger RNA of Chanos chanos (milkfish), 3359 nucleotides long. RefSeq names its product glyoxylate reductase 1 homolog (Arabidopsis) (gene glyr1). Lineage: Eukaryota; Metazoa; Chordata; Actinopteri; Gonorynchiformes; Chanidae. The coding region runs from base 8 to 1552 and encodes 514 amino acids. Gene Ontology annotation, cellular component: chromatin. The record is from RefSeq and is a predicted model, not a curated record. Gene Ontology annotation, biological process: transcription elongation-coupled chromatin remodeling. The transcript is spliced from 16 exons. Gene Ontology annotation, molecular function: nucleosome binding; NADP binding; DNA binding.